Molecule: messenger RNA, 3388 nt
Organism: Olea europaea var. sylvestris
Lineage: Eukaryota; Viridiplantae; Streptophyta; Magnoliopsida; Lamiales; Oleaceae
Exons: 8
Coding region: 228-2639 (803 amino acids)
Source: RefSeq, a predicted model, not a curated record
GUUACAUUUACAUUGUUCCUGCAUCAAACCUGUGAAAAGGCAUUGAAUGGUAUAUAUCUAUUGACAUCUGUUGGAGUGAUAGUGAUAAUUAAAGGCUUCAAUAACAUGUAAUAAGUUUGUGUGGAUUGUAAGCAUUUGUUGAUCAAUUAUGGUCAGAUAGGUGGAUUAUUAGAUCUUGGAGACAAAUAUCGCUGUGGAGAUUUGAAAUCUUAUCUAGUUUUCAAAGAAUGGCUAUUGCGGGUUUACAUAAUGCAUCAUCUUUUCGUUCUUCUUUCUUUGGAGAGUCUCAGUCUCCACUGUCGAAUCAGUGGGGUGAGCACCAAGAUAGGCCUAGCCCACGUUCAUCUUCUCUGUUUCAAAUAUGGCAAGAGCUUGAGAGUGAGCAGGGGGUGAAUCUUCCUCGUGAAACAAGGCAGCAGAGUGGUGAUGGUUCAAAUUCUGACCCAUCAGGCACUUUCACGUUGGAUAGGCAAGGGAGUGAUAAUGGGAACCUCACUUUUGAAGCUUCCAGCGAGAUUGAGAAUCAAGGUCGGAUAGGAUCAGAAAAUGAGCAAGAGGAUAGUAGCAGUACUAUUAUUGAACAAUCUACUGAUUUGGGAGAAGUUGAGCGUGAAAGAGUGAGGCAAAUUUUUCGUGAAUGGAUGAAAGGUGGUGCUAAGAGUCAUACAUCUAAUGGUCUGCAUAGCAUGUCCAGGCCACAAUGGCUUGGUGAGAAUGAGUGUGAAAGGGUGAGAACCGUUAGAGAAUGGGUUCAAAUGAAUACCCAACAGAGAAGCAGUUGUCACUCACAUAUAGAUGCAGUCGGUGAAGUUGGUUUACAGAUUGAACGCGAUGGUUUGGUGGCCACCCUUGGUGGACGAAGGCCUAAUCGAAGAUUAUGUGGCAGACAGACUCUUCUUGAUCUUUUGCAGAGGGCUCAAAUUGAAAGGAAAAGAGAACUACUGAAAUUGUCUGAGUGGAAGAAAGUUACAAAAUUUGCUCAUCGUAAUCCCAUUCAGGCGAUUCUUAGAGGUAGUUUCCUUCAAAAUCAAAGAUUAAUCCAGGAUACGAGACCAUCAUCUGUUGCUGCCAUUGAAUUGGGUUUGCUAAGGCAAAGACCUACAGUAUCUGAUCUAAGGGAAGGAUUCCUCUCCAAAUUUGAUAAUUCUCCUCGUACCGAGGUGAAUAGCUCUCAGUUUGAUGUGCAUUUUAAUGAUGUUAGUAGUGGCCAAAGAGAUGAGCGAUUUCAAUCACACAGUGAGAGUGAGGUCACGGAUGAAGGCAUGAGUCAGCAGGAAUCUAGUGUACAAAUUGCUGAAGUAGAGGAGCCUGUUUUAGACAGUGAAGAAAAUAUCCGAGAAGUGUCAUCCAACAUUGAACGUAUUAGAGAGAAUGAUGUCACUAGAACAUGGGAGGAUAAUGCUGAUGAACAGUCGUGUCAAGCUGAUGCUAUUGAUGGCAAUGGACAUGGAGAAGUAUUUCAUGAACACAAUGAACGUAGAAGUGAGGCUAGUUAUGUGAAUGAGUUAGUUGGCAAUACAUGUAAUAUGGAACAGAACGCAAAUGGAGAAUACGUCACUGGGCACCUGGAAUUCGAUUGGCAAGAUGCUUCAGUUCAAGGAGAUGAGUUGCAAGAGUCGGCAAUUGAAUUUGAAGAAAGUGAGUGGCAACAGGUAACCAAUGGUGCAGUUAGUGACUGGAUGAACCGUAGUGAAGAAGGCGUGGGCGGAAGUUGGGAAGCAAGCACCGCUAAUCGGUGGUUUCAGGGAACUUCUGGUAUUGAAGUUGUGGAGCCAGAUCAGAUACAAGAAUCGCAGGGGAACUGGCAAGGACAAGAUUUGCAAGAGGCUAUUGAUAGUUGGGUAGACAUGCCUUCUGGAGAGGAAGGUUCUAUUCCGAGAAUUGGUUCAUUUAAUUUCCCCGAAGAUGAAAAUGUUUACAGCAUGGAACUUAGGGAGCUUUUCAGCAGGAGACGUGUCUCUAGUCUUCUUCGAAGUGGUUUUCGCGAGAGUCUCGAUCAGGUGUUGCAAUCCCAUGUGGAAAGGCUAGGUCAUGCUUCUAGUGACUGGGAGCUAGAUGAUAUAUCUCCGCACUUAACCAAUCUAGACCAGGGACAGCUGAAUGGUGAUCAAAAUGCAGCUCAAUCGGAUGGUGCUGAAGAAAAUUCAUUUAUUUCCUCAUCAUCACUUGUCUAUGCUUCUCAGCCCCUUUGGGAUGAAGAGUUCGGUGGUGCAAAUAGGCCACUAAAUUCUCAUCAAUACUUUGGAAUUGGCUGGGAGGUGAUCAAUGAGUUGAGGAUCGAUGUGGCUAGGAUUCAACAGAAGAUGAACAACAUGCAGAGAAUGCUGGAGUCGUGCAUGGACAUGCAAAUUGAGUUGCAGCGUUCAAUGCGGCAAGAGCUUUCUGCAGCUUUAAAUCGAUCGGUUGUUUCAACAGAUACAUGUUGGGGUAAUAAGCCCAGGGACGAAUCUCGAUGGGAUCAUGUGAUGAAAGGAAUAUGUUGCAUAUGUUGUGAUAGUAAAAUAGAUUCCUUGCUAUACAGGUGCGGGCACAUGUGCAGCUGUUCAAAAUGUGCAGAUAACUUGGUCCAAGAGAAGGGGAACUGUCCAAUGUGUGAUGCGCCAGUAGUUGAGGCAAUCCAAGCCUACUUCGUACAGUAAUGGAAGAGGAAAUAUAGAUGGCAGAAUGUGUGAAAAGAGAGCGAGGAAUAAAUAGGUAUGGAAAAGGUAUGAAAAGAGUGUGAAGACAGAAGUUGAAAUAAGCCGGUUGCUAUAUAGAUACAGAUACUCCAGGUAAACUUUAUCUCCCAAGCAGUACUGUAGCGACUCAGGCCUGUGCCAAUCUUAUCCCUUACGGAUUUCUUUCACGUCCUCUGGUAUUCAAACUUAAGAUCACUUAGUGAUUUAAGUUGAAAUUUUAGUACCGUUUGAACAAGUACCAGGGGGUGGGAGGUAAAAUAGGCACAUGCAUGGGUUGUCACAAAUACGUAUUCUCGAAAGUACUACUACUUUAUCACGAGUAUUACUUUCCAAUGAUUUCGAUCUUGAGUUAGAUGAAUGUGUUUUACAUGACAGGUAGCAACCUGAAAUAUUCUUAAAAUUGGAAUAAGUUACUAUCGAUGGCAUGAACAGAUGGCUUAUUAAAUUUUGCAACUGCUGAUUCGUGCAUUGUUGAGUGUAAGAUUUGGUUCUCUCAAGCUUUGGUUGGCAGAUUCUCUUUUGAUGAGGGGCACCAUUGUCAACGCUUCUUGAUUCUCUAUUUUCUUGUGAAUCAUUUUUUUGACUGUUAUUUUGGCUGAGGUUCUUGCAAGAGAACUGAACUUCUUGCAUUGUAUAAACUAUAAAUUAAGCUUCAAGUUUGGAAUAUUUAUUAUUAUCUAAGUUAAUUAUUUUCGAAUAAUUUGGUAUGA